Cuculus canorus (common cuckoo) is the source of this 5038-nucleotide messenger RNA. RefSeq lists its product as uncharacterized. The record is from RefSeq and is a predicted model, not a curated record. Lineage: Eukaryota; Metazoa; Chordata; Aves; Cuculiformes; Cuculidae. The transcript has 22 exons. The coding region runs from base 1261 to 4992 and encodes 1243 amino acids. Gene Ontology annotation, molecular function: protein binding.
CUGGAGCUUUGACUCUCAGGACUUCCCAUUGGAGGCCGACGGAUCCCACCGUGGAGGAUAGGAAUGAUCUUCCUUAGGGGUUUAGAUCGGUGGAUAAGGUCUCCCCUUGCUCUUCUGCACCUCUGGGCUGGUUUGUGAGGACAUCUCAAUCACCGGGAGAAGAGAGAUGGAAGUUUGGGAGCUCUGUUCUGGUUGAGAGGGGUCGGGAAGGAGAAGACAGGUGGAAACGUGAGUGCUCGUGACAGUCACCUCCCGGCCAAGUGUUUGUGGAUUGAGUGGGAGGGAUAGAACUGGAUGAGCUUUGAGGUCUCUUCCAACCCAUUCCAUGAUUCUACACCACCUCCACCACACAGGGAUUCCCACGGGACCCAACAUGGCCAUUGCCACCACGGAGGUGCUCAGGGGGUUCCACUUGGGCUGAAAAUAAGCCAGGAACCACGGGAGAACCGGCAGUGAUGGGAUCCCCCUCAUUCCCAUUGUGGUUUUGAGGACAUCUCAAUCACCGGGAGAAGAGAGAUGGAAGUUUGGGAGCUCUGUUCUGGUUGAGAGGGGUCGGGAAGGAGAAGACAGGUGGAAACGCGAGUGCUCGUGACUUCUCAAGGGGUCUUCUGGAGCUUUGACUCUCAGGACUUCCCAUCGGAGGCCGAUGGAUCCCACCGUGGAGGAUAGGAAUGAUCUUCCUUAGGGGUUUAGAUCGGUGGAUAAGGUCUCCCCUUGCUCUUCUGCGCCUCUGAGCUGGUUUGUGAGGACAUCUCAAUCACCGGGAGAAGAGAGAUGGAAGUUUGGGAGCUCUGUUCUGGUUGAGAGGGGUCGGGAAGGAGAAGACAGGUGGAAACACGAGUGCUCAUGACAGUCACCUCCCGGCCAAGUGUUUGUGGAUUGAGUGGGAGGGAUAGAACUGGAUGAGCUUUGAGGUCUCUUCCAACCCAUUCCAUGAUUCUACACCACCUCCACCACACAGGGAUUCCCACGGGACCCAACAUGGCCAUUGCCACCACGGAGGUGCUCAGGGGGGUUCCACUUGGGCUGAAAAUGAUGUGUGAACACACAUUUUUUGGCUCACGUCGAGCUUCUCAGCACCCCAAGUUCUUCUCCUCGGGGCUGUUCUCAAUCCCUUCACCCCUGAACCUGUAUUGAAACUGUUGGGUUGCCCCGAGCCACACGUAGGACCCUCCUUUUGACCUUGUUGAACCUCAUGAGGUUCACACAGACCCACUUCUCCACCUUCUCCAGGUCCCUCUGGAUGACGUUGUCAUCAUAAUGCAAUCAACACCAUCUCCCGUCACCCCAAUCCACCCUCUUCACACCACCCCCCAAAACUCUCCCACCGUUAAAUUGCUACUGAGACACCUUCAGAGUCGACGUGAGAUCUUCUCCCACCAAUCAGGAGUGGGAAAUGACGUGAAUAAAGCCACUCAAGCUCCACCCAGACCCCACCUUAAAGGUGUGACUCCUUAUAGGAAUGGAAAGCGAAGGAGAAAACUCAAGAGAAGAACUCAUGGAAACUUUCCAGAAGCAGUCGAAGGUCUGAAUUGUGUCUUCUCACCCACUCGGAUGCCGCUGGGUCAGGUCCAUGAUCAUCCCACGCGUGCAACUGCGGAGAUGGAGCAGAGAAGAAGACUUUUGUUGAUGGUGGCUCUCCUCACAGCCGUCCCUUGCUCAGAUACUUUUGAGGUCACCUCUCCCCAGAACGUAGUGGGCGUCGUCAACCAGGACGCAAUCCUCCCUUGCCGCGUCUCUUCCGCGAAGCCGCUGGAGAACGUUCAAGUGCAGUGGAAGAAAAUCACAGGCGGGCGCUUAGAGGUCAUCCACACGCCAGGGCAGCUUGGAGGCCGUCAAACCUUGAAGUACCUCGGGAGGACAUCGUUGCCAAGGGAUGGAUUUGCCACUGGGAACGUAUCCCUAACGCUGAAGAACGUCCAACCAGAAGAUGAAGGAACGUACAGCUGCGUCGUUACGUCCAGGGAUGGGAGCGCUGCUACAACCACUGACCUCAACGUUGCAGGUAGCGGUGAAAUAGUCUUUGAAGUCCUGGGCCCCAAAGGUCAAGGUCUCGAGCUUGCCUGCCGAUCAGAGGGUUGGUUCCCCGAGCCUACCGUCCAAUGGGUUACCCAGGAGGAGCAGAAGCUCUCUGCGGACACCACCGUGCAGCAGAACAGCAGCCGACUCUUCAGCGUGCUGAGCCGAGUCACGGUCACGCAAGGGCAAGGGGAAGAAGUCACCUGUCGGAUCCUCAACCCCCUGAUGCCGACCGAGAAGAAAACUACUCUGCGCCUCUCAAGUUCUGUUUUUCCACGGCAGUCACCGUGGUUUCCAUCCUUCUGGACGGUCUUCACUCUGUUUCUUGUCACCACGGCUGUGGGCGCCGUUCGGGUCUAUAGAGGUUGUCGGAAAACCGCCAUGGAUACAGAUGAUGACCUGGUGGAGUCCGCGUGUGGGACGCUGAUAAACGAACUAGGGGGCAGAAGCGAUCCAAGGCACGUUGAGCCCAUCAACGUGGACGAAACACCGAGGCCCUCCGAGCUUUUCAAGCCCUUUGACCGCGGAAGAGACACUUUCGUGCACUACGCCCGGAGAAAUUCCAUCAGCGAGUUCCAACUCUCCUACGUGAGGGUGACCUCUGAGCCUGUGGACUAUUACAGCGGGAUGAAGAUGUCGCCGGUCUGUGAUGAUGAGGAACAUCCCUACCUUGGUGAGGAACAUCCCUACCUUGAUGAGGAACGUCCCUACCUUGAUGAGGAACAUCCCUACCUUGAUGAGGAACAUCCCUACCUUGAUGAGGAACAUCCCUACCUUGGUGAGGAACAUCCCUACCUUGGUGAGGAACAUCCCUACCUUGGUGAGGAACAUCCCUACCUUGAUGAGGAACAUCCCUACCUUGAUGAGGAACAUCCCUACCUUGGUGUGGAACAUCCCUACCUUGAUGAGGAACAUCCCUACCUUGGUGAGGAACAUCCCUACCUUGAUGAGGAACAUCCCUACCUUGAUGAGGAACAUCCCUACCUUGAUGAGGAACAUCCCUACCUUGAUGAGGAACAUCCCUACCUUGAUGAGGAACAUCCCUACCUUGGUGAGGAACAUCCCUACCUUGAUGAGGAACAUCCCUACCUUGAUGAGGAACAUCCCUACCUUGGUGAGGAACAUCCCUACCUUGAUGAGAAACAUCCCUACCUUGAUGAGGAACAUCCCUACCUUGGUGAGGAACAUCCCUACCUUGAUGAGAAACAUCCCUACCUUGAUGAGGAACAUCCCUACCUUGAUGAGAAACAUCCCUACCUUGAUGAGGAACAUCCCUACCUUGAUGAGGAACAUCCCUACCUUGAUGAGGAACAUCCCUACCUUGAUGAGAAACAUCCCUACCUUGAUGAGGAACAUCCCUACCUUGAUGAGGAACAUCCCUACCUUGAUGAGAAACAUCCCUACCUUGGUGAGGAACAUCCCUACCUUGAUGAGGAACAUCCCUACCUUGAUGAGGAACAUCACUACCUUGAUGAGGAACAUCCCUACCUUCUUCCAGCUAGGAAUAUUGAGAAGCCAGAAGGUCAAUUCAUUCGCUCUCCUCACAGUUCCGUCGUUGGAGUCAUUGGAGAAGGGAUCAUUCUGCCCUGCCACGUGGUCGCAGAGAACAUCCCCGAGGAGUUCUCUGUCCAGUGGGUGUUUCACGAAGAGCCUCAAGAAAUAACGGUGAGCAGAUACGAUGGGAGAACCAAAAAGGAGGAACAAGAUGAGAAAUACCGAGGAAGAGCAGAAUUCUUCCGCCGUGAAUUUAGAGCUGGCAACAUGUCACUGCACUUGAAGAACGUCAGGAGCUCCGAUGAAGGAUCGUACACUUGUGUGGUCUCUUUCAACGGCACAAACCAUGAUGGGUUGAUCGAGCUGCGAGUGGGAGCUACAGGUGCCGUGCCUUCCAUUUUCCUGAGGAGCCACAUGAAAGAAGGCAUUGACCUCACCUGCCGCACAGCUGGAUGGCUUCCUAAACCUGAGGUGGUCUGGUUGGAUGGCCAAGGACAGGUCCAGAAGGAGCGGUCAACCACAAAGGUGACAAAGAUGCCUGCGGGACUAUACAGUGUGGUAACCUCCAUGAACCUCAAAGCGGGCUCCGACGUGGAAGUCUCCUGCAGGAUAGUCAACCGUUUGCUAAACACCACCAGCGAGUCCCGCAUCCUCAUCUCAGCUAUUUUCUUUCCCUCUAUUUCAAAGUGGUUGAUUUUCUUCCUGGUAAUUUUAUGCCUUAGCAUGGUCCUGAUUUUCGCCGUGAUUUCUAAAGUGAGAAGUAAUCGCAAGAAAACCAUUAAGACAGUGAAAGCAAAGGUGGAACUGGAAGAAGGGAGGAACAAACUGAAGUCGAUGCUAGAAGGAGACAAAAGCAAAAACCGAGCAGCCAAGUCCAAACUCAAGAAACGCUUUGGUCAACUGAAAGCAGAGCUGGAAUUCUGGGAAGCCCGGAGCCAUGCAGUUCCCAUCACUGUGAAUCCCGAAUGCCGAGUCCUUCAGCUCCGCGUGCCGAGCGCUCCAGACGUGGAGAGCAACGCGUCUGAACCCAACGUACCCUCCACGGUCCCUGUGCUGGUGGGGAAGGAAGGGUUUGAGGCUGGGAAACACUACUGGGAGGUGGAGGUGGACCAGGAGCAAGACUGGGUUCUGGGGGUGGUGAGGGAGAAAAGAGGAGAGGAGGAGGAUGGGACCAUUCCUGGAGAGGACUACUGGGCUCUGCAUGGGUCCCAGGGAGAGAUUUUCUCCAGCGGAGGAGACCGCAGGGUUGGGAAGCAGCAGCAGAGCAACUCAGUCAUUGGUGUCCUUCUGGACCUGGAGGAAGGGCAAGUGGGCUUUUACGGAGCAGGACAGAUGGACAUUCUGGUGAGAAUGACUUUAAAGCUUGGAGAGGAGCUUCCAGGAACGUUUUAUCCAUUUCUAUCCAGAAGAGAUGGGACACGUUCGCCACUUAUCCACCCCGUCUUAAUCCCUGUCCCAUUAAAGUCUCUUCAGCCGUGAGACCGUGAGGUCUAACGGCUUGGAGAGAGAAUGGGAGAAGCGGGAA